AUGGCUCCUCGAUACGCUCUGUCGGACUCCGAAGCCGAGUCCGAACCCGAACAGCCGACAGCUCCCUCCGAUGAUGCGUUGGAGAAAGCUCUACGCGACACGGUCGCUGAAAUAUAUAAAACAGGGAACAUGGAAGAACUGACGGUAAAACGGGUGCGGCUAGCAGCGGAAAAGUCCCUCGAACUGGAGCCGGGGUUCUUCAAGGCCGACGACGCGUGGAAAGCAAAGAGUGAGCAGAUUAUUAGGGAAGCUGUCGAAUCGCAAGAUAAUGCGUCCGAACAGUCCGACGGUGACGAGGAAGAGAAAAAAGCCCCUUCGCCCCCUCCAGCCAAAUCCAAACCCGCCAAGCGCACCAAACCAGAUGUUUCGGCUCCGCGAAAACGACGGAAAGCGAGCAUUCCAGACCCCGAGGAAGAUAAUGAAGAUGGAAACGAGGAUGAAGAAGAAGAAGAACAAGGUAGCGAUGCGCCGGGUGACGAAAGCGAAGAGAAGGCCAAGAAGCCCACCAAGGGGUCCAAGGCAAAGCAGGGGAAGAAGUCCCAAUCCAAGCCCAAAGGAAAGACAGUCGAAGAGUCUGAUGACGAGAAGGAGGAAGAUACCAAACCAUCGGAGGAACAGAAGGUGGAACCAAAGGACGAAUCAGAAAGUGAAAUGUCGGUAGUCCUAGACGAGGAGCCUCAGCCCACCCGCAAACGACAGAAGAGCUCCGAGACAGCCGCACCUAAGGGCAAGAAAAAGACCGCCCCCAAGCCGAAGGACGCGGACACCGACCCGAAUGAAGCAGAGAUCAAGCGGUUGCAAGGCUGGCUGGUCAAAUGUGGUAUCCGCAAGAUGUGGUGGCGAGAGUUGGCCCCUUACGACACUCCCAAGGCCAAGAUCAAACAUCUCAAAGAGAUGCUGAAAGAUGCGGGAAUGGAAGGCAGGUAUAGCGCGGAAAAGGCGAACAGAAUCCGGGAGGAGCGGGAACUCCGAGCGGAUCUUGAACAGGUCCAAGAAGGCGCCAAACGAUGGGGGACAGGGAGUGGAGACGAUGGUAGCGACAACGCACAGCCUCGACGAAGGUUGAAUCGUGGACGCCAAACUCUGGCAUUUCUAGACAGCGACGGUGAGGAAACAGAUUGA
This is a messenger RNA of Aspergillus melleus, 1122 nucleotides long. RefSeq names its product putative transcriptional regulator. Gene Ontology annotation, cellular component: nucleus. The transcript is spliced from 2 exons. The coding region runs from base 1 to 1122 and encodes 373 amino acids. The record is from RefSeq and is a predicted model, not a curated record. Lineage: Eukaryota; Fungi; Ascomycota; Eurotiomycetes; Eurotiales; Aspergillaceae.